AUGGAUGUAACAAGAAUCCUGCAAAUUCAACUACCAGAAAGAGGGUCAACGGACAAACUGAUCUGGAAGGAUAGCACAAAUGGGCAAUACACUGUCAAAGGAGGCUACAAAAUUCUUAGAGGGCCAGGCCUAAGAAGAGAGGAAGCAGGCCCAUCAAGCUCGCGAGAUCCCCCACUUUGGAAAAAAAACUGGGCGGUUGAUGUCUUGCCAAGCUGCAAAGAAUUCAUUUGGCGAGCGUGCAGAAAUGUGCUACCAGUUUAUGCGAACCUGAAGAAGCGAGGUAUCAACCUUGACCCCAUGUGCCCGUGUUGUGGAGAAGAAGAAGAGACCACAACCCACGCGAUCCUUACCUGUAAUAGAACUUGCAGGCUUUGGUUUGGUUCCCACCUCAACAUCCAUUUACCAGCAAGCAUGAUUGACAACUUCAAAGGCUGGCUGGAGCAGAUCCUGAUGCAUCCCAGCGCAGAGAUCAUGGCAGAUGUGUUCAACUUGGCUUGGACAAUGUGGAAGAGAAGGAAUACUUGGGUUUUCGAAGGACAGAUGUGGGAUGCGGAACAGACAAUGUCUAAGGCUGCAAAAAUUUGUACGUACAAGCUGAACGUGGAUGCUGCACUGAAACCUGAUGGCAUGGGCCUUGGCGCAAUUAUCAGGAACGACAAAGGACAAACAAUGGCUGCUGCCACAAAAAAGGCCAGAGCGCAAGAAGAUCCUACGAUGGCACAAGCAUUAGCAGUGAAGUGGGCACUGGAAUGGGCAAGACAGAUAGGUUUUUUCCAAAUUUCCCUGGAGACUGAUUCUCUAAUCUUGGUUCAACAAUGGCGACGUUCCAGCUUGGGGGACUCAUAUUUGCAUGAUGUAAUUAGACUAUGCAAGAACCUAUCUCUAGGAUUUUUCCUGUUUUCUGUUUCUCAUGUCAAGAGAUCGGGCAACAAAGUAGCUGAUUUCCUUGCUAAUCUAGCCUGUAGGUCUUUCGACUUUUGUUGGAUUGAGGAAGAUCCCCCUGGGGCAUCCACUCAAAUUCAUGAUGAUGUAUCACUAGCAGUUUCAUCUGCUCUUUCUUGA
Lotus japonicus is the source of this 1062-nucleotide messenger RNA. RefSeq lists its product as uncharacterized. The coding region runs from base 1 to 1062 and encodes 353 amino acids. Gene Ontology annotation, molecular function: RNA-DNA hybrid ribonuclease activity; nucleic acid binding. The transcript is spliced from 2 exons. The record is from RefSeq and is a predicted model, not a curated record. NCBI's taxonomy places the organism in Eukaryota, Viridiplantae, Streptophyta, Magnoliopsida, Fabales, Fabaceae.